AUGCUCAGAGAGGCAUCAGGUCUAGAAUCCUAAUGCUGGCUACUUGACUGACAGGAGGGAGAUGAAUCCCGUGGCAGCCCUGGAGCUGAAGUCUGUGGACCUGCAGAUCCCUAGGAACAAGAGGGACCAUCACACUCAGGAGAUAAGCUUAAAUAAGUUGAUCCUGCGCCGAGGCCAGUCCUUCUUGCUAAAGCUGACCUUCAACCGAUCUUUCCAGCCCCAGACAGACCAACUUAUCUUUGAGACCCAGACAGGACCAGAGUCCACAGAGCUGCUGGGGACACGAGCCACAUUCUUGCUCACCCAGACCCAGCCUGGGAAUGUCUGGAGUGCUUCCGACUUCGUCAUUGACUCGAACUGUCUCCAAGUCUCACUUUUCACGCCAGCCAACGCCAUUAUUGGCCACUACACAUUAAAGGCAAAGAUUUCUCAGGGACAGGGUCCUGGUGUGACUUACCCACUGGGAAGCUUCACCCUGCUUUUUAACCCAUGGAGUGAAGAGGAUGACGUCUACCUGCCCAGUGAAACACUGCUGCAGGAGUACAUCAGGAGUGAUUACGGCUUUGUUUGCAAGGGCUAUGAAAAUUCCAUUACCUCCAGGCCCUGGAACUACGGACAGUUUGAAGAGGACAUCAUUGAUAUCUGUUUUGAGAUCCUGAACAAGAGCCUGUACUUUCUAAAGAAUCCGUCUGAUGACUAUUCUCAGAGGGGCAACGUGGUGUAUGUGUGCAGGGUGGUGAGUGCCAUGAUCAACAGCAAUGAUGACAGUGGCGUGCUGCAGGGGAACUGGGGAGAGGACUAUUCUCAAGGUGUCAGCCCUCUGGAAUGGAAUGGCAGUGUGGCCAUCCUGCGGCAGUGGUCAGCCAGGGGCGGGCAGCCUGUGAAGUACGGACAGUGCUGGGUCUUUGCCUCUGUUAUGUGCACCGUAAUGAGAUGUUUAGGUGUUCCAACCCGAGUUGUUUCCAAUUUCCGUUCUGCACACAACACAGAUGGGAAUUUGACCAUUGAUACCUACUAUGACCGAACUGCAGAGAUGCUGCCAACUCAGAAACCAGACAAAAUCUGGAACUUCCAUGUCUGGAAUGAGUGCUGGAUGAUCCGGAAAGACCUUCCACCAGGAUACAAUGGGUGGCAAGUUCUUGACCCCACUCCUCAGCAAAACAGCAGUGGGCUGUUCUGCUGUGGCCCUGCCUCAGUGAAGGCCAUCAGGGAAGGGGAUGUCCAUCUGCCCUAUGAUACCCAUUUUGUGUAUGCUGAGGUGAAUGCUGAUGAAGUCAUUUGGCUCUUUGAGAAUGGUCAAGCCCAGGAAAUCUUAGCCCAUAACACCAAUUCAAUCGGGAAGGAGAUCAGCACCAAGAUGGUAGGGUCAGAUGAGCGCCUGGACAUCACCAACUCCUACAAGUACCUAGAAGGGUCCCCUGAGGAGCGGUCUAUAUUCAUGAAGGCUUCCAAGAAAAUGCUAGAAACAAGAAGGGCCUCUUCACCCCUCCUGGAUCUCCUAGGAUCUGAGAGCUUUAAGGAUCAGCCAGUGCAGCUUCAGCUUCACCUGGCCAGGACACCCAUGUGGGGCCAGGACCUACUGCUCAUGCUACAUGUUCAGAGGGUGCCAAACAGAGCACAUGGUCAGGGCUCCAUCAGAAUGACAGUGCGCUUCUGUGCACAGGCCCUGCUGCAUGGAGGCAGCACCCGGAAGCCCCUUUGGAGACAUUUGGUACACUUGAACCUGGAUUUGGGGAAGGAGAUACAGCGUCCACUCCUCCUGCCCUACAGCAAUUACAGAAACAAUUUGACAGAUGAAAAGCUGAUCCGUGUGUCUGGCAUUGCUGAAGUUGAAGAGACAGGGAGGUCCAUUCUGGUCCUAAAAGAUUUCUCUCUGGAGCCUCCCUGCUUAUCUAUUGAGGUGUUUGAAAGGGCUGAGAUGGGCAAGGUCCUGAGUGUCCACAUCACCUUCACCAACACACUAACAGUGGCCCUGAGUAACUGUACCAUGGUGCUGGAGGGAAGUGGCCUCAUCAAUGGACAGAUAACCAAAGACCUUGGGACUCUGAUGGCUGGACAAACAAUCCGAAUUCAACUGGAGCUCUCCCCCAUCAAAGCUGGGCCCCACCAGCUACAAGUCCUCAUCAGCAGCAAUGAAGUUAAGGAGAUCAAGAGCUACAAGAACAUCCUUGUUGUUGCUACCGCUUCCUGAGCCCUGCUUCUGGGUGCCAUGUCUAGUCUCCCCCAAGCCCCUCCAGUACUGCCUUGCUGCUUUCUAUUUCUGAAGGUCUUGUCUUUGUUCUACCUCUGUUGUAGUGGAGAAUGAAGGUCUGCAGAAUCACUAUGCACCAUGGGAAGAAAUAAUAAAGAUGCCUUAGCUCUU
Molecule: messenger RNA, 2362 nt
Organism: Nannospalax galili (Upper Galilee mountains blind mole rat)
Lineage: Eukaryota; Metazoa; Chordata; Mammalia; Rodentia; Spalacidae
Gene: Tgm7
Product: transglutaminase 7
Exons: 13
Coding region: 62-2191 (709 amino acids)
Biological process (GO): peptide cross-linking
Molecular function (GO): protein-glutamine gamma-glutamyltransferase activity
Source: RefSeq, a predicted model, not a curated record